Molecule: messenger RNA, 2248 nt
Organism: Gadus morhua (Atlantic cod)
Lineage: Eukaryota; Metazoa; Chordata; Actinopteri; Gadiformes; Gadidae
Product: G2/M phase-specific E3 ubiquitin-protein ligase
Exons: 11
Coding region: 771-1811 (346 amino acids)
Molecular function (GO): ubiquitin-protein transferase activity
Source: RefSeq, a predicted model, not a curated record
CCAAAUCCUCCAUCUCCAAGCAGGGUUAGGCCGCAGGACUGCUCACCUGGAUGAAGCUUCAACACACGAAGAGUUAUGUGAGGCCCUAAACAUUCUUUUUCCCAAACUGCGGAAUGUUUCCGGUGGGUGGCUGGUUUAUAAAGCUUCAGCUGGAUGGGGUUGCCGAAAAAUCACGCUUGUGCCUCCUGAAGAUAGUGGCUAUUCAGGCAGGAUCCUGAAGUUUGCAAGUCGUGGGGCCAAAAAUCUCUUCAUAGCCCCAAUUCAGGAAGAACUGAGCACAAGUCCCCUACAGUUGGAUGACGAGUCUUUCAGGAACAUGCCGAAAGCAGACUGUCAGAAGUGUGGACUACCAGUUCCGCUUCCACUCCUGACAGAACACAUCAAAACAUGUGAUGUCAUUGAUGAUAUAGUCAUUGAAGAGAGGGAAACAGAUAUGCAGGAAUGUCCUGUGUGCACACAAAUCUUCCCAACAGAUUUUAUUGAGGCACACGCUUCGGCCUGCGGGGAGAGUGCUAGUGCAGGGAAUGAGAUGCAUGCAAGUACGAUCAGUGAGGAAGAAGCAGCAAUACCUGGAACAUCUGGAGGAGAUAGAGAUAGAGAUGGAGGUGAGGAUGCUUAGGCCCGUGUUCUCUGAAUGCCAUUCCCCUCUGCCCCAUUGAAUCUUUUUUUUAUUAGGCUGGUUCACCAUUGCUGACCCCGCCAAGGCCAUAGCGCAGUGUGUGGAGAAUCAUCUCAGCCUUCACAAGGAGGAGAAUCCAUUGCAGCUAACCAUGGACAUAAGAAGUAGUCCUACCGAACAGGACAUGGCCCUGAUCUCCUUUUACAAGCCGCCAAAUGUGGAAUGGGGACGACCCCUGAACUGCAGACUUGAAGGAGAUACUGCUAUUGGCCAGGGUGUGACUCGCUUUUUUUUGUCCUCCUGCAUUGAAAAGCUGAAGUCUGGAUUUUCCAUAAAUUUUGCAAAUGCCGAUGUAACACGGCUUUUUGAUGGCGAGCCUGGCCAUUUGGUCCCAUCAGCCUCUCAUUUUCUUGUCGAAAGUGACUUGUUCAUGGUGGCGGGGAGAAUGCUAGGCCACUCUUUCCUUCACGGAGGACCGUCCUUGUCUGGACUCAGCCCUGCUGUUGUUCAUGUACUGCUUGGUGGGAGUCCUGAAACGGCAACUCUAACUUUGGAGGAUUGUCCAGACCUGGACAUCAGAGAAAUAAUAAGGCUUCUCGGAGGAGAAUCCACACUAUCGGAGAAGGAUGCAGCAAGUGUCCAGGAAUUGGCCUACGCCUGGGACCUUCCAUCCAUAACUGAGACCAAUAGGAGAUGGAUUUUUGAGAAGUUAUUGAUCCAUGCUGUUAUCGGCCGUGUCACAAGACAAAUAAAACAGCUCAGGCGAGGUCUCAAAGAAACCCCAAUGUGGACAGUACUGACCCAACGACCUGACACAGUGGACAGGCUUCUCCCAAAAGAGGGAUCUGGGAAUAUAAACCCUGAGGUACUUCUUCAGCGAAUCACUUGGCCCCGUGAGGACGACGAAGACGCAGAUUAUUCAGUCGCCACGAUAUGCUGCAUUACAGGCUAUCUUCGACAGUUCAUUGCUCAUGCUACACCAACCGAAUUGACUGAUCUGGUCAAAUUUUGGACUGGAUGGGAGAUCCUUCCAAGGAGCCUCUCAGUCGAAGUAGUCACUGGCAGAUACCCCACAGCCUCCACCUGCUUUGAGGCCUUGCGGGUCCCAGGGCAUUACAAAGAUUAUACAUCUUUCAGAACUGAUGUUCUGGCCAGCAUUUCAUCGUGCCAAACAGGAUUUGGUCUGGUGUGACCAAAGACUUUCACAGAUUCUUGGGACGAACAGAGAAACUAGCUGCUGUUUCAUUUGGGUUGGAGCCAACACACAUCUAAUCAGGCUGAAGGAAUAUUGCAUUCUGACAAAAGAACACACACUCUUACACACACACACACACACGGCACUCACAAACAAACACACACAAACACACACACACACACACACACAUACACACACAAAAACAAACACGUACACACAAACUCAUACAAACACACACUCUAGAUUUCUAGAUAUUAUUCGAUUUUGGAUGUUACAUUAUCCACCAGUUAUGCUUUUUUGAGUUUUGUUUUAACAUUUCAGAUAGUUACGUUUCACUGAGUGUUGAGCCCUAUGUUACUGUCAAACGGAUCAGUCAAAACUGUCAGUUUGACCCCGUUUGAAGCAUAACAUCUAUAAAUAAAUGGUUGAUAUCA